AUGGUCGGCCAAGCACCGCAGCAAAAAGACCAUGACCGUUUCGGGCUCAUCACCAAAGAUUUCGCUACUCUUUUUGGCCUACGAGAAGUACGUCUCCUAAGCGUGCUGCCGUCAGAACGAGAUGAGAAUUUCCUGUCGAUGGUGACACCACAUACUUCUGGCGAUGAAAUACAAGUCGUUGUUAAAAUAUUCGAGGCUGACAUUGAUGCCAUCACGUUGAGGUUGCGUUUGCGAGGCUUAUCGGCAGUCUCGAAGGACCACGCUGGUCUCGUCCAGACCAUAAUUCCUCCUUUGCCGGGCAAGGGCGACUACUGCGUCGAGAUCGAUGGUCGCUUCGUUGCCGUGGUUGAAUUCCUCCCGGGCCAGCCUCUCGCUGACUACUGUCGCUCUAACAAAGUGGCUGUUGAUCUGUUGAAGUCUAUCGGACGGGCAGUGGGGGUCAUUGGCACGUGCUUGGACCGGGAGUUUCUAGAGAUUCCGCGCGAGCUUGAUCUCCCUGAUUUCACAUGGGAUAUCAGAAACUACUCUAAAGUUGUCGCCGCGAAUGCGCAUCUCAUUGCCGAUGAAGAACUACGGAAAAUAGUCAUAUCGCAGACAGAGGCAGCAAGCGGGGCUCUCCGUGGAUUGGAACUCCCUUGCCAAGUCUGCCAAAAUGAUGCCAAUGAAUACAACAUCAUCAUAAGCGAACUCGAGGGAGAAAGAAGAUCAGUCGGAAUUUUGGACUUCGGUGACCUGUGUCUCACUUACCGUGUGGCAGACAUUGCUAUAUGUCUGGCCUACCUUUGGCUGGUCUUGGUAGACCAAUGGCAACCGGCUGAGCUUGCUCAAGCGGUGAUGUCUGGUUUCAAGUCGGAAUUACAUUUGACAGAUGAUGAAAAGAAGGCUUUGAUCCCUCUCGCGAUUGCCCGAAUAUGCGUAUCUAUCUCUGUGGGGGCAAGGAACAUCGCUCAGCAGCCGGAGAACACAUAUCACCGAGUCUCCCAAGCCAAUGCUAUCAAGUUGAUGAAGUCGACUUGGCUUGAUGUUAUUUGGCGCAUGCAAUAA
This is a messenger RNA of Perkinsus marinus ATCC 50983, 1044 nucleotides long. RefSeq lists its product as hypothetical. The record is from RefSeq and is a predicted model, not a curated record. Gene Ontology annotation, molecular function: amino acid kinase activity. The coding region runs from base 1 to 1044 and encodes 347 amino acids. Lineage: Eukaryota; Perkinsozoa; Perkinsida; Perkinsidae. The transcript has 8 exons.